Molecule: messenger RNA, 1217 nt
Organism: Engraulis encrasicolus (European anchovy)
Lineage: Eukaryota; Metazoa; Chordata; Actinopteri; Clupeiformes; Engraulidae
Exons: 5
Coding region: 177-1217 (346 amino acids)
Source: RefSeq, a predicted model, not a curated record
CUUCUCCUGUAAAGGUCUAUGAGUACUCUCUGCCUCGGUCUGUCAGCCUGCCACUGCUGGUGGACGGUGAGCCAGUUUGGGAGGCACACCACCCUGGAUCCCAGCGAUGGCUCUACCCUGCUCUCUCCCGCUCCCCUGCUCUCUCCCUCUCCUCUUCGUUGACAUCAGAGGACUUCAUGACCGCGUGUAGUCGACUGUCUGCAUGCUCCUCCCUGGCUCCAUCCUAUUGCAGCUCCUUGGGGUCCGAGGCCUUCACGUCCGCCCGAAGUGAGCUGUCUCCUCCGCCCUGCACCUCCCCGGCUCUCUCGCUGUGCAGCUUGGCGUCUGAGGACUUUGUGUCCGCUCCUCCACGACCCAACUCCCCUGCACUGGUGAGGACAGAGGUGGACCCAGCUUCUGUGGAGGCAGCUGCUGCCAUGGAUAACCCAAAGAUAAUACAGAGAGCUCAAUCCACCAACUCCUACCUGGCUCUAAUCACGCUCAGCACCCUGCAGUCCAUCGACACCCACAAGGGUCUUCAUCAGGCACCUGGCACGAGCAGCCCUGAGAGGACAGAGAUGGGUCUCGCUUCUGCAGAGGCAGCUGCUGCCAUGGGAAACCCAAGGAUGAGCCGGAGAGCACAUUCCACCAACUCCAAAUACCUGGCUCUAAUCACACUCAGUACCCUGCAGGACAUCAACACCCACAAGGUCAAAGAGUGCAGAGGUGAUAGAGGUGAGCAGGAAAAGCAGGAGGAAGCGAGUGAUAAGAGAAAUGACGUGGAGAUGAAGAAGGAGGCCAAGAAGAAGGGAGGAAAGAUGAAGAGGUUGAGACGGGCAGUGAGGAGGGCCUGUGCUAUCUUCAGUGGCUGCUGGAGGAGGAGAAUGAUGAUGAAGACGACGAAAAUGAAGGUGAUGAAGAUGAUGAUGAAGACAGAGAUGACGACUCCGCAGACUGGACAGCCGGACAGUCAGCUAAGAGAACAGUGGUGGGACGUGACACCGUGCUCUGCUGGGCUGGCAUGUCCUUCUGGUGGUGGACCUGAGUGGCUCUCUGCUGGCUUUGGGGGAGGGUCCAACUGCUCGUCCAGCUGGACCAUGGACUUCAUACUCCAACCACUCUGCAAAGUCCAACAGGGUGGGAACAGAAACGUGGUGAGGGCCCACAUGCCACCUGAAUGCCACACGCAACUCAUGUGGCAGCUUGGGGAGCCCUUGUGUGCCCGCCCAUGUUGUUGA